AGAAAGGCCAAAGUGUGGAGGGGUGCGCUGUUUGUAGGUGAACGGUCGGCGAGCGCUACAACCAGACCCAGGUGGAGGAGCUGGCCAGUCCACCUGUACUGCAGCACCUGAUCCACAUCCGCAGGCUGAAGGCUGACGAGCAGGGCUACGCCCAGCGCUUCUUCAGAGUCUUCCUCAGCGCCCUUAACAAGGGAAUUAACUCGUAUCCUUCUCCUGCUUUAAAACGGACUUGUGACCAGCUGACAGACGAUGGAGGACAAACAUUCAUACCUGGUCAGGGGUCGGUGGACGUGGAGUUGGACUUCGCGGAGGAAGAGGAGGAGAGGUUUGAGGAGCAGAUGGGAGGACAGACUCAGACCGGCCAGCUGGACAUCAUCGAGACUCUGACCAGAGGAGACGGCCAAAAAUUUGUCUCAGGAGUGGACGCCCAGUGUCAGCUGGAGUCUGAUUCUGGCAUCCAGUGUGCCAACUAUGUCCUGUUGUGGUUCUUUGACAAAGCCAUCGGUGCAUGCGCUCACUUCUGGUACGGCGGGUGCGGCGGUAACGCCAACCGCUUUAACUCGGAGUUUGAAUGUUUGAGGACAUGUGGGCACCACAAUCCAAACUUCCUGCCGAGGCCGGAGCUCGAGCUGACCAGCUUCGCCUCCAAAGAGAGCUGCUUCCUGCGCCAGGACCAGGGCAGCUGCCAGGACUACACCAUGAUGUGGUUCUUUGACACCGAACAGAACGAAUGCUCUCGCUUCUGGUACGGCGGCUGCGGUGGCAAUGGAAACCGCUUCCAGACGCAAGAGGAGUGCCAGGACCUCUGCCUGACGAAGAGUCGAUGAGGAGGAGGACGCCCUCCGGAUCGGCUGGAGGAAAAUCAGCCACUGUAUGACAAAAACAGCAACACGCAUGUUCAAGGAAAAACACCAAAGUUUCCUGAAUGAUUUAAAAAGCUUUAUCCGCAGUCUGUUCGGAGACGGUUUACCUUCUAACUAGCUUCUGCUAAAACGCCUUCAGGGAAAGUGGAAACUGCUCCAGGAGCUGCACGUUUGUCGAGUUGCCUUUGGUUUUCUUUCUUGAACAUGCAUGUUUUUUGUUCUUCGAGUUCGCCCUCGGAGCUCUUUUCUUUCUCACCAAACCUUCAUCCUACAUCCAACAGCAGGAAACUGUUGAACUGUUGGACGUCGAUCAAAAGUGACGGACGCUCCUCAGAGACUCUUUCAGGUUCACAUCAGGUGCUAUUCUCACAAAGCGGGUUGGAGGCUGAUGAUGUUUUGUUGAGUGAAUGUUUGAAGGAAUCACAUCAGAACAUUAAAGUGUGUUUAUGUAAAUGAGCUCGAUAUCCACCAGCACGUCUCUGUUUGCUUGAUUUGACUCACCAACCCUGAAGACGCUCCGUUUAUAGAUUUUAUUUAGAUUUCUCAGUAUGUACAAUAUACACCCACAAUUCAACCUUAUUCAGCUGUUUUUUUUACAAAGAUAGACAGUUUCUAACUGUAAUAUCUGAGUCUUACUUUCAAAGUUUUGGUCUUUAAUCGGUUCUGAAGAUGCUCAACAGGAAGCUGAGAUCCAGAAAAUAAACCCUUAAAAAAAACAUUUCAGGAUUUCCUGGUUCCAAUAUCACCACAGCGUCACUCGUUGACUCGACAAAUAAUCCCAGAACACAAAGUGAAACACACCGCAGAGAAACCUUGCUUUUAUAAACCUUAUUUUAUCUGUGAUGGCGUUGUGCCGAGCUCCCGGCGAAUGUCCAGGUGAGGUUGUACUUGGCGUCGCUCCGCUGCCUCACUGAGACGACAACAUAACGUUAGCGAGUCAGACCACAGAUAAAGAGACGUUGGUAUCGCAUACUCCAUUUAAAGGCGCCAUAUUGGUGAGGUCAACAGUCCCUGUUUGGAAAAAUGUCCCAUAAAUCUUGAAUUAUAUGUUUUUUUCUGGAGACAAAUGUCACAUUUUCAGGUAAAAUUUUAUAGAAAUUAUACUUCGAAAAGAAGUAUAAUUAAGAAUAAGAAAAAUAUAAGAAAAAUGUUUGACAAAAAGUUUUGGGUUUGAUCAGUUUUUGUCUACACGUGUUUCUACAGAGAGAUCCAACAAAGAAUCAAACAUUUAACAGCCACAAGUCUGAAUCUCUCAGUAUUGUUACUAGUGGGUGUUGAACUUUGCAAUGUGGCGGCCACGCAGAUGUAAAAUACAAAAGUACUAAAAAGUAUUAAAGAAAUUAUCUCGAAUCCGCCUCUAAACAAAUGAUUCAUGUUUUCAACCUGUAGGAUAUAAACUGCCUUCAGGUCACUGAAGCUGAAGUUUGUGAGUAAAAUAGUUCAACUGAUGGACCAAACUUUGAAAAUAAGACCCAGACUUUUCUUUUCAGUGGAGGUGAAACAGCUCGUGGUCGCUGUCUAACAUCUGUUCAGUAUCUGAUUCACUCCACAAACACUGAAGAGGCUGCAGGGUCCCAGUUGGAGCCUUAAAAGGUCUGAACGACGGGGCUUCAGCCUGUCUGUCUGUCUGGAUGUGGAAAUCACUGUCUGUGGUUCGUCACACUGACCAAUGGUGCUUCAUGUAAAAACAACAAUAAUAAAGAAUUUAAGAAAA
This is a messenger RNA of Morone saxatilis (striped sea-bass), 2577 nucleotides long. RefSeq names its product papilin-like. Gene Ontology annotation, molecular function: serine-type endopeptidase inhibitor activity. The coding region runs from base 339 to 827 and encodes 162 amino acids. The record is from RefSeq and is a predicted model, not a curated record. The transcript has 6 exons. Lineage: Eukaryota; Metazoa; Chordata; Actinopteri; Moronidae.